Molecule: messenger RNA, 1680 nt
Organism: Ctenocephalides felis (cat flea)
Lineage: Eukaryota; Metazoa; Arthropoda; Insecta; Siphonaptera; Pulicidae
Product: cholinesterase 2-like
Exons: 6
Coding region: 1-1680 (559 amino acids)
Source: RefSeq, a predicted model, not a curated record
AUGAAGUUGAUUUGCACAUUUUUGAUGUGUUCAAUUUUUGAAGUUUAUGCUAUUUACAUAUAUAAAGUUACCACAUCACAAGGGACUGUUCAAGGAGAUUUUUAUCGAAAUAAAGAUGGUAAAUCCUACGACUAUUUUCUGGGAAUCCCGUAUGCUCAAGCUCCAACCGGAAAGAAUCGUUUUAUGAGUCCCGAGAGCCCCAAAUACUUUACCUAUCAUGAUGGAAGGAAAGAUCCAAACAUGUGUGUGCAAGCACCAACAUCUACAUCUUCUCCAGUAGGAAAUGAAGAUUGCUUGUAUCUAAGCAUUUACUCACCCAGCGUCCCUACAUCAGAAAAGCAUACAAAUCUUAAGAAUCCAAAAUAUCCCGUGAUGGUAUGGUUUCAUGAUGGUAAAUUUGAUAAAGGUUCAGGGAAUUACGGAAAUGUGAGACCAGAUUAUCUUGUUCAUAAAGGAGUUGUUGUGGUUACUGUGAAUUAUCGUUUAGGUGUAUUUGGAUUUCUAAGUUUUGGAAACAAGCAAUUACCUGGCAAUAUGGGUUUAAAAGACCAGGUUAAAGCGCUUAAAUGGGUUAAUGAAGAAAUUGAAAAUUUUGGCGGAGACAAAACUAAAAUAACGGUAUUUGGAAGUGGUUCGGGAGCAGCAAGUAUACAUUAUUUAAUUCUUUGUGAAUCAUGUCGGAGUUUAUUCCAACGAGCAAUUUUACAGAGUGGAUCUGCUCAUAACCCUUGGGCUUUGCAGCGCCAGCCAUUGGAAGAAGCAAAAAAAUUACUCAAAAAAGUGAACAUAAAUACGUAUGACGAUGCAAAUGCAAAAGUAUACCUUUCUUUGCUACAAGGAAGUACUGCUAAUCAAUAUUCUAGCGGAAAUCUUCUUAAAUCCAGUAUCGAUAUUACUACUCAAAAAGGUAAAACUAUGAAUUUAUCACCUUUCCUACCAGUUAUUGAAAACGACAAAGGUUCUGAUGCAAUAAUAGAAAAACCUGUAAAAGAAUCAUCUGAAGAAUUAAAAAAAUCUAAGGGCUUGCAAGUAAUUAUUGGCUUUAAUAAGGAUGAAGGAAUAAAUUUUGCAAACGAAAAUAUUGGGGUAAUAAAUUAUUCUGACGAAGUGUUGGCACUUUUUUUACCUAACGAUAGUAAAGAUACAACUAGUAAAGAACAAUGCGUACAGCUUUUAAAUAAAGCAUAUUUUGAUAAAUCCUUGUCAGAAAAUGAAAAAAAAGGUCAAUUUGUCAAUAUGAUAGGUGAUGCUCAUUAUAUCUACGGAAUUUACCAAACUGCUAAGGAGUUUGCAAAUGCAGGAAUCACUACAUACUUUUAUAGAUUUUCAUAUGAGGAUAAUGACUAUACCACAUCAUCAUAUAAAAAUCUUCGUGGAGUUCCGCACGGAGCAGAAUAUAAAUAUUUAUUUAGACCAAAAGAUGAUUUUUUCGGCAGUGGUGGGGCAAAUCAUCUUUCAAAUCAAAAUGAUAGGAAUGUUCAAGAAAAUAUUCUAAAUAUGUGGAAGUCUUUUGCAGAUAAUGGAAAUCCCACUCCAAAUAAAUUGCCGGCGGAAUGGAAGCCACUUGAUAAAGGUGUCAUUUCCUAUUUAGAUAUUGGUCAAACUUUAAAAAUGAAAAAUAUGGAUGAACAAUCUCGAAUGAGCACUUGGGAUAAAAUAAUGGCUGAAUGCAAAAACUAA